GGUGAAUCAUGGAAUUAGAUAAAGCAAUAAGGAAGAUAACGGCAGGACAGAAAAAAACUUACUAGAGUAAUAAUAUUUAAGAUGUACAAGUGGUGCCUAUUAAUGGAAGCAAUUUAUUUAAAAGCAUGGAGAAUAAAUUUAUAGGAUUAAAUGAAAUGGAAAUAGUUUGUAGAAUUUGUUUGAACAAAAAAGAAAAAAUGGUUUCAAUGUUUGAAAUUUCAUUACUCCCAAAUUUAGUAAAAACAUACAGAGAAAUGUUAGAAGAAUGUGCUUCAGUACAUAUAUCUGCUGAUGAUUUGUUACCCAAAAAUAUCUGUCUUGAAUGUUCAAACUAUUUGAAACAAUCUUAUAAAUUAAAAAUCCAAUAUUUAUCAACCGUAAAAUUAUUAGAAGAAAUUAUUACAAACGCACAACACAACAUAAAAUUAGAAGUUGCAAUAGAUGAAGAUGAUGAUUUUAAAAAUGAAGAUAAUUCUUUUAAUUUUUAUAAUUCAGAAGAAGCAACUACAAGUGACACUAUUAAAAAAGAAUUCAUUUCUGUUAAAGAUGAAUUCAUUCAUGACAAAGAAAUAGAAAUUAACGAUACAAAUGAUGCAAUAAAUGAUAAUGUUACAGAGAAGCACAAUAAAAUUAAAAAAUAUAAAUGUGAAGAAUGUGAAAUGAGAUUUCAUUUAAAAACAAAAUUAUAUAAACAUUUGAAACUAACGCAUUCAAUCAUGAUGUAA
This is a messenger RNA of Chrysoperla carnea, 725 nucleotides long. RefSeq lists its product as uncharacterized. Gene Ontology annotation, molecular function: zinc ion binding. Gene Ontology annotation, cellular component: nucleus. The transcript is spliced from 3 exons. Lineage: Eukaryota; Metazoa; Arthropoda; Insecta; Neuroptera; Chrysopidae. The record is from RefSeq and is a predicted model, not a curated record. Bases 126 to 725 code for a protein of 199 amino acids.